This is a messenger RNA of Populus trichocarpa (black cottonwood), 1687 nucleotides long. Its product is annotated as phosphatidylinositol:ceramide inositolphosphotransferase 1. The transcript has 12 exons. Bases 454 to 1401 code for a protein of 315 amino acids. The record is from RefSeq and is a predicted model, not a curated record. Gene Ontology annotation, molecular function: ceramide cholinephosphotransferase activity; inositol phosphoceramide synthase activity; sphingomyelin synthase activity. Lineage: Eukaryota; Viridiplantae; Streptophyta; Magnoliopsida; Malpighiales; Salicaceae. Gene Ontology annotation, cellular component: trans-Golgi network; endoplasmic reticulum membrane; Golgi membrane. Gene Ontology annotation, biological process: ceramide biosynthetic process.
AAACCCUCUCGCUUUUCUUUCUCUUGAUCUUCUCCCUGUUCUCCGUGUCCAACUCGCGUUUCCUUCUUUCUUUCUAUAUUGCUUUGAACCAUUAAAAAGAGGAAGAAAAAUCCAUCGAUCGUCAUAGAAAUAAUCACGCAAAAUCAUACUUUUUUUUGGGUUUUCUCUCUUCUUGUAAAAGCCUCCUCGUCUUCUUUUCACCCUUUUAGUGGAGAUCUCGAUUGGCUAUUCGAUCGCUCAAGAACAGAAGCGGUUUUCUUCUUCUUUUUCCGUUUUCGAAGUCGGAAGUUGAAAAGUUCUUGAGAGGUUUUUUUUUUUAUGGUUGGAUUUUGAGGAGAAUAAUGAUGUCGACCUUAACAGUUGGGUUUUGAAGUGCUAUGGAACUGGUGCUUAUAGCCCAACAUACCCAGCAACAACAACUACAGAAACAACAACACCACCACCAACAACAAGAUGACUGUUUACAUUGGUCGCGAGGCUUCCAAGUUAUGGAAGAGGAUUUGUGCAGAGACGACAACAGAGAUCAAUUUACUUGCAGAUAGUUGGAAAUACAUUCUUACCGGUUUAAUUUUUCAGUACAUACAUGGCUUAGCUGCCCGAGGAGUUCAUUAUCUACACCGCCCAGGGCCAACGUUGCAGGAUGUUGGGUUCUUUCUUCUUCCGGAGUUUGGGCAAGAUAAAUCCUACAUUAGUGAGACGGUGUUCACCUUCGUCUUUCUAUCCUUUAUCGUGUGGACUUUCCAUCCUUUCAUCUUCAAGAGCAAAAAGAUCUACACAGUUUUGAUUUGGUGCAGGGUUCUAGCAUUUCUAGUUGCUUCUCAAUUUCUGCGGAUCAUCACGUUCUAUUCCACCCAGCUUCCAGGUCCAAAUUAUCAUUGUCGUGAGGGAUCAAAACUUGCCAGGUUGCCACAUCCAGAGAGUGUAUUUGAAGUACUCUUAAUUAAUUUUCCUCGGGGCAUGACACAUGGUUGUGGUGAUUUGAUUUUUUCAUCGCACAUGAUAUUUACUCUAGUCUUUGUCCUCACAUAUCAGAAGUAUGGCACAAAAAGGUGUAUAAAGCAGUUAGGUUGGCUGAUUGCUGUAGUUCAGAGCUUUUUAAUUAUAGCAUCACGCAAGCAUUAUACUGUUGAUGUUACUGUAGCGUGGUAUACUGUUAAUUUAGUGGUAUUCUUCCUGGACAAGAAAUUACCAGAACUACCUGAUCGGACUGGUGGUGCUUCUUUCUUGUUGCCAUUGAGUACCAAAGACAAGGAUAGCAAGCCUAAAGAAGAGAACCACAAGCUCUUGAAUGGGAACUCAGUGGACCCUGCAGAUUGGAGGCAGAGAACCCAAGUCAAUGGCAAGAUUCUGGAUGAUGCCAAUUUAGUCCAUGCUGAUGCUACUGCAAUGAAUGGUGCAUAGAUGAUGGAGGCUGCUAUCUCUUCCGUAACUGCUUGCAGGAACUGAAGUUCACAUCAUUCUGACCUUGGAUAGAAGGAUUUAGUAGCUGCUGCGGUCAGCUUCUAUUCCCAAGACUGCUAGUACAUUUGAUUUGUAUUCUAGAGAAAAUGAAAUUUGGGGUUGUGCAUUGCUACAAUAUGCAGUCUUGUUCCUUUGUCAUGAAUCAUGAUUGAAACAGUCCCCCACUAGCAUCAGUAUGUAGCACGGUUUCUCAAUGGUUCGUAUUUCCUCCAUGUUCUUUCUUGAA